This is a messenger RNA of Mesocricetus auratus (golden hamster), 5972 nucleotides long. It is a transcript of the gene Gpc5, whose product is annotated as glypican 5. The record is from RefSeq and is a predicted model, not a curated record. NCBI's taxonomy places the organism in Eukaryota, Metazoa, Chordata, Mammalia, Rodentia, Cricetidae. The transcript is spliced from 8 exons. The coding region runs from base 77 to 2095 and encodes 672 amino acids. Gene Ontology annotation, biological process: positive regulation of canonical Wnt signaling pathway; cell migration; regulation of protein localization to membrane. Gene Ontology annotation, cellular component: extracellular region; plasma membrane; cell surface.
GGCACAGCCGAGGUUUGCGGCUGCGAGCGUGCGAGCGAACGAGCGGAGCGGCUGCAGCGCUGGUGGCCGGUGCCGGAUGCUCGCAGAUUCCCCGCUUCUCUGGAGCUCGUGUUCGGCUCUCGCAGCGCCAACUCGCCCCGGUCCGGGAGGAACCCGGGCGAUGCUGGGCCCGGCAGGUCCCGCGUCUCAGCCUCGGGGCUCCGAAGGAAAAAGCCGAGCUCUUGCAGGUGAGACCGCGGGCGAUCCGCGGUCUUCCUGCGGCCGCCUGAGCAUCGCAUCCCCGCCAGCCUCCGCCACGCAUCCUACCCCGGCGCCGGCGGCGCAGGGCGCGCGCGAGAGUGGGGACCAGGGCGGGGAAGGCGCGACCCGAACACCGAGGAUGGACGCCCGCACCUGGCGUCUGAGCUGGCGCUGUCUCCUGCUCCUGGCUCUCCUUGGGUCUACCCGGAGCGAGGGUGUGGAGAGCUGCGAAGAAGUUCGGAAACUUUUCCAGUGGCGGCUUGGGGGAGCUGUCAAGGGGCUGCCGUACACACCGCGGGCAGGACCUGAUCUUCAGGUUUGUGUGUCCAAAAACCCAACCUGCUGUACCAGGAAGAUGGAGGAGAGGUACCAGAUUGCAGCUCGGCAAGAUUUGCAGCAGGUGCUUCAGACGUACAGCUCAACAUUAAAGUUGCUAAUAUCUCGAAAUGCAGCUGCUUUUCAAGAGACCCUGGAAACCCUCAUCCGCCAAGCAGAGAAUUACACCAGUAUCCUUUUCUGCAACACCUACCGGAACAUGGCCUUGGAGGCGGCUGCUUCCAUCCAGGAGUUUUUCACCGACGUAGGGCUCUACUUAUUUGGUGCCGAUGUUAAUCCCGAAGAGUUUGUAAACAGAUUUUUUGACAGUCUUUUCCCUCUGGUCUACAACCAUCUCAUAAAUCCUGGCGUGACUGACAGCUCCCUGCCAUACUCGGAAUGCAUCCGGACGGCCCGCCAGGAUGUUAGCCCGUUCGGCAAUAUUCCCAAGAGAGUCAUGGGACAGAUGGCGCGGUCCCUGCUGCCCAGCCGCACCUUUCUGCAGGCCCUCAAUCUGGGCAUUGAAGUCAUCAAUACCACGGACCAUAUGCACUUCUCCAAGGAGUGCAGUCGAGCCCUCCUGAGGAUGCAGUAUUGCCCGCACUGCCAGAGCCUGAUGCUUAGCAAGCCCUGUGUGGGGUACUGCCUCAACGUCGUCAGGGGCUGCCUGGCCCACAUGGCAGAGCUCCACCCGCACUGGCAUGCGUACAUCCGGUCCUUGGAAGAGCUGUCAGCUGCAAUGCACGGGACCUAUGACGUGGAGCACGUGCUCCUGAACUUCCACGUGCUCGUCAAUGAUGCUGUGCUGCAGGCGCACCUCAAUGGGCAGAAGCUCCUGGACCAGGUGAAUAAGAUUUGUGGCCACCCAGUGAGAACAGCCACACAGAGCCCCCGUUGUACUUUUGAUCCAAGUAAGGAGAAGCUUGGGAUGAAGAUCUAUUCCAGGACCGGUGAAGAGACACUCGCCAACAGAAGAAAAGAAUUCAUCAACAGCCUUAGACUGCACAGGUCUUUCUACGGUGGCCUGGCUGACCAGCUUUGCGUUACCGAGUUAGCUGCGGCUGAAGGCAGGCCCUGCUGGAACGGGGAGAAUGUGGUUCAAAGCUAUGCUCAACGUGUGGUUGGAAACGGAAUGAAAGCCCAGUCUGGAAAUCCCGAAGUCAGAGUCCGAGGAGCUGACCCUGUGAUCAAUCAGAUUGUUGAUAAACUGAAGCAUGUUAUCCAGUUGCUACAGGGUAGAUCACCCAAACCCAGUGCAAGGGAGCUGCUUCAGCCAGGCAGUGGUGACGGCAUGCUGGAGCAAUCUAGUGGAGACUGUGAUGACGAGGACGGCUGUGGGGGAUCAGGAAGCGGAGAAGUCAAGAGAACCCUGAAGAUCACAAACUGGAUGCCAGACAGCAUGAACUUCAGCGAUGUCAAGGAAGUCCAUCGAGGAGACCGUGGAAAUACUCUGGAUACAACUGGAGCAGGAUGUGCACCAGGAACUCAGUCUAUGAAGCUUACUGUCAUGGGAAUGCUGAUGCUUCUUGGGUUUUGGUAAUGGCACUCUUCUCUCUGGACAUACCUUACUGGAGUCCUGAUUUAUCAUCCCUUAUCUCCUUAUGCCUGCAAUAGAAGAGCUAUUUUAAAGUAAUGACUGAAUUUAGGGAGAAGUGUGUCAUGCUAACUUCUUAGAAUUCAACUGGAAUGUCCACAGAGUACCUAGAAUUCAAGAUUCUGGUGGACUGUUUCAAACUUCCCAAAGUCUAACUUAAACCUUCUUAAAAUCUAACCUUAACCUAAAACUGUGAAAAACUCAGAAAUGACUUUGAAUAAGAAGGAUUUGGGUAUAUCUGUAAUUCUAUUCUUCUCAGUUUCAAACCCCUUCCUUUUAAAAUUGAGAGUGCUGUCAUGUGAGAGUCUGUUUGCCAGGCUCCGGGAAGCAAGUAAUAGUUCUUAAAGCCCCGGAAUAGAAAUAGAAUUAAAGUCAAAGCACACAAUGGCAAGUAUUAUGCAUGUGUCUUAAAGUGAGUCUUCCAUUUUUGCAAGUUAGAGAAAAAAAUUUAAAAGUCUGUGAGUUAUAGAGUAGAUUAGCAGGGUGAUUUCACAAAAGUUUACUGAAAGAGCUUGACUAUGUAUGUUUUUGCCACUAUAGCUUCUCCCUCCACUGAGCUGAGUAAUUUAGGGAAGCCCAUGUGACGACCCUUUUACAAUUCAUUGUAGUAUCACAACUCUCUCCUCCUUCCUCUUUACCUAAAAAAAAUCUAGUUAUGUCUGAAAGCACACUUGUAUAAUCUAAUAAAGCUGUUGACGAUUUGAUGAGAAAUUUUAAAGAAUAUUAUAGUCAUCUUAUCCCCAUUUUGAAAAUGUUAAUGGUUACAUUUUUUGAGCAUCAUAUGGAGCAAACCGUUGGCUAUCCUUGCCUAAGGUCUGAUGAAUAUCUUGCAACAGGUAAUAAGACAGAGCAUGAGGCAUACAGGGCUUUAGCUCUCUUCCUCAGCAGGGAAGUUGCUAAUCCACCAUCCCAAAUUUCUCAGCUGUGAUGAGUUGCCUCCUCCACAGACAGAUAGGGGACUUCUAAAACUGCACUGAAGCAAAGAGAGAACAGUCAAUUUUUACUAAGAACUAUCACACCUGGCUGUGGCCAGGAACCAUAACGGAUACUGAGCAAAAGAAAAGGGAAAGGAAAUGCUGAACUUCUUAAGCAAAUAAUUCAAAAGGAUUUAAAAUGAUCUCUGACAAGGGUGGUUGUAAAGGACUCAUUUCAACAGCCCACAUGACAGAGGCAGAAUUAAUUUCCCUAAGUCAGUAAACAAUAUAUGAUCAAACACUGUCUUUCUAGGUUCUCAAUAGGUGACUGGAUGUUUUGAAAGUUUAAAACUCCACAACAACUGGAGAGUUGUCAGUUUAAAUUACAAUACUUUGAACUGCUCGAACAGAUUUUAUUGUCUACUCAGGCACAUUUUAAAACUGGAACCAGCAUUUCGCCUGCUGGUUCUCUGUGUUAUUUUCUUAGGCUGCUGUUCCAAGCAGAGAUGGCUAACCCUUGACCCUUUACCUGCACUCAACCCCUCAUGCUCCACAAAUUACAAACUUAAACUUCUUUGUUCCACAAGUUUCUCUCUUAUCUCAGCCCUUUAUUGACAUCACUAUCUCAGAAAGAAAAUGAACAUUAAAUCACUUAUGCAAUCUUUCUGCUGCCAAGGUUAGUUUUCUCUAGAAAAAUGUCUGGGUUCCCAAAUUUAGGGGAAACUCAUUUUCAAUACCCAGUCUGAAGAGCACAGUACAGGGUUCUAAGGUGUAUAUUUACAAAAUUAGUUGGUUCAAGAUAAUUCAGGGCAUUACUGGAAAUGAAUAAGAGCAGAGAAAUAAUAGAAUCAAUGGGUACAUUUUGUAGACUACAUUUUAUGUUCUCAAGUAUAUGAUGUCUAUUUCCAGCUAUGCACUUUGGAGACAAUACAUGUCAGAACAAGCUGUGAGCGCUCAGAGCCCUAGGAGGUUUUCAGAAUUUCCUUAAGAGCCCGAGGCAUCAUUUCUAGCAUUCUUGGUGAGAGUAUUCAUCCUUUUGUAUCCCACUUGGUGAUAUUUGAUAUUUAUAUAGCAUUUAAUGCUGUAAAAAUUUCUUUCAAAUGAAACAAAACAUCUCUAAUGAACUCCCUCACUCUCAAGGGUGACUCUUAGUCAAACCGAAACAAUGGCAGCAAAUUUUCCAUAAUGUGACUCUAAAUCUGUUUCUGAUUGAUUUCCAUAAAUGAUAUCUAAGAGGGAUUAAGCAGGGUAAAAUGGUGUAAGUAUACACCUCAUUUCCGCAAGGACCUAAAAUACUGAAAUAUCACAUUUUAGUCAUAUUUUAUAUUGUAUAAUUUUGAUGAACUCAUUUCUGAGCCCUGAGUGGUUUGUAUACACAUUGAAGUACUCACAAAAUUGACUGCAGGGCUGGGGAAUGCAAUUCAGUUGUGUAUUGCAUACUGCAUGUGAGUGAGCUUCUGAAUUCAAUCCCCAAUGCCAGAAACUCCAAAGAAACUAUGAACAACAAUAACAACAAAUAUAUAUAUAUAUAUAUAUAUGUAUAUAUACAUAUACAUAUAUAUAUAUAUAUAUUUGCAAAGAAGGAAACUAAAAAGAAAGAAAAGUCAGCAACAAAAACCCUUUGUUCUUAACUGAUUGUCUUGUAUCUCUGGGGGGAGAGUUGGUUAAGAAUCAGAGCUAGCAUUUACUUGCCCAUUAUUCUUCAUAGACACGGUGACAAAUGAGUUUAUUGAAUUUAUGCACAAUCUCUUUCGAUCGUCCCAAUAACAUUAUCACCUGUAUUUUACCAAUGAGAGGAAUGAGGCUUGAGGGUACUAUGAAAUUUGUCUGAUGCCAUGCAACUAAUCAUUGUAUAAUUAGAUUGGUGCAUGUGAGGACUUUGAAAAAGAUUAUUUACAUUCCUAGCUCAAAAGCAACAGUGUUUCAAAGCAAUAGAGAAAAAAAGUAGGUGUUAACAUUAAAAUGAUCCAGAUUUAUUUAACUGUCUAAACUAGUGUUUUCAAAUCAAGUUGUAUUGACUUCAUACUUUCAUCACUGACAAACUGCAUGCAGAUUUGCAUAUUAAAUGUAAGCAAGGUAAGCAUGGACUUUUUGCUCCGGCCAUUGCUCAUCUCUGACACAUUCAAAUCACAUUCAGAUAUAUCGGCUCCCACAUAAAUAAAUAAAUAAAUUAGCCAUCAACUAUGAAAAAGAAGACAGCACUAUUGGAACUAUCAUGGACCCAUGAAAUUAUUUUUUGUUUCCCUUGCUAAUGAUGGGGAUAAAAUGUCUUGGCCUGAAAAAACAGGAUAAAAUUAAAGAAGGAAAUUUAAAAAGGUAGAAGGGGGAGGAGAGAGGGUGGAGUGAAGGAGUGGAAAGGAAUGGGAGAAAGGAGAAUAAGGAAGGGAGGGAGGGGAAAGGAGAGGGGCAAGUUGAUGAAUGUGGAGUAAUCUUGCUUUUAUACAGGAUUAACCUUUAAAUCUACUGUUUGUUCAGGGGCAUCUUGUGCAUAUGGGGAUGCUGACCAUAUUUUCUCCUCACUAAAUGGCAGAAGUUAAUGAGAUAUUUUCCCCAAACACUCGUAUCUACUGAAGUGUUUGCUAAGGACACUUUGGAAAGGACUCAAUUAGGUUAUUGUUUUCCGACACAUAACUUUCUGCUUUAUCUCCAGAGCCCUUCAAGUACAAAAAAAUUGUUUUUUUCUUAGUACAUGAAUUUAUCCUGGACUUUUGUUAUUAUGUAAGAAAUUCACUGUGUGAAGGGAAGUCAGUAUUUUCUCAGAUUACCAAUUGUGCAUUCAAACAAAUUUACAUGGGUUAUACGAAACUAUAGUAAUAUUGUCAUGUAUAUCUUUGGGCAUAUCAGCAUUUUCUUUAAAUGCAUAUUAUUGUAUGUAAUUCAUUUCUAAUUAAAAUAUCAAUAAAGCACAA